UGUACCAGGUCGCUCUCGGCUCUGCACUACAUCACUACAGUAACACCGGGUCAUAGGCGGACUGUAAAAUAUAUUAGAAAAAGAAUAAUUCUUUAGUUACAACAAUAACAACUACAAAAAAGCAACAUAAAUAAAUAAACCUGUGCGGGUUUAUUUACAAAGAUGCUGUUGAGGAAAAGCUGCAGUCUGGUUUUGAGCUGCAUAUUGCUCGGAUUCAUCUCUCUGCCUGUAAACAAUGCUGCUACAUGUAACGAGAAUCAGUUUCAGUGCGGAAACAAAAAAUGCAUCACAACCCGCUGGGUGUGUGACGGAAUGGACGACUGCGGAGAUGGUACCGACGAGCUUCCUGCUACCUGCUCUGAGAAGAAAUGUCUGGCGUCGGAGUUCAACUGCAAUGGAAGCCCUAUUCAAUGUGUCUCCUCCAGGUGGCGCUGUGACGGAAAGAUCGACUGUGAGAACGGAGCAGAUGAGCAUGGCUGCGCUCUGAAGAACUGCACAGCAGACGAGUUCCGCUGCGCAGAUGGACAGUGCAUCUCCUCCUCGUUCUUCUGCGACGAGGACGCUGAUUGUUCAGAUGGCAGCGACGAGGCUUCUUGCCCCAAGCCCUCCUGUACGGUUGGCUCUUUCCAGUGCAACAACUCAGUAUGCAUUCCGCAGCUGUGGGCUUGCGAUGGAGACGCGGACUGCGCGGACGGUUCAGACGAGUGGACUGAGCGCUGUGGCCAUAAAGUGACACAGAGCCCCUGCAGCGGACAGGAGUUUCAGUGCAGCAACGGAGAGUGCAUCCACGGCAAAUGGCGCUGCGACGGAGGCUUCGACUGCGCCGACCACUCAGAUGAAGCCAACUGCACUGUGGCAGCUUGUCGUCCCGAUGAGUUCCAAUGUAACGAUAGUAGCUGUAUUCCUGGCGUCCGCCAGUGCGACGGCGAGUUUCACUGCAAGGACCUGAGUGAUGAGAACGGCUGUGCCAAAGUGAGUAAAUGUGAAGGCCCAAACAAUUUUCAGUGCCGCAGUGGAGAGUGUAUCAGCAUCGAUAAAGUGUGCGACCAGCAACGUAACUGUAGAGACUGGUCUGACGAGCCCAUCAAAGAGUGCAAUGUCAACGAGUGCCUUGAAAAUAAUGGAGGCUGUUCUCACACCUGUAAUGACCUGAAGAUUGGCUAUGAGUGCCUUUGCCCUUCAGGCUACCGCCUUGUGGACCAGAAACGCUGUGAAGACAUUGACGAGUGUGCUGACCCUGACACCUGCUCUCAGGUGUGCCUGAACUUAGUUGGCAGUUUCAAGUGCGAUUGUCAGGAGGGUUAUGAGAUGGAUCCAAUGACCAAAGAGUGCAAAGCUGUUACUGAUAACAUUCCUUACCUGUACUUUACCAACCAUCACGAGGUGAGGAAGAUGACACUGGAUAAGCAAGAGUACACCUGCCUGAUCCCGAAACUGAAGAACGUGGUGGCCCUCGACAUGGAUAUGUCCAGUGGGACAAUCUUCUGGUCUGAUCUGUUCCACAAAAAGAUCUACAGCACUCCCAUAGACAAGGCUGCUUUUCCGGUCAACCACAUCACUUUGAUUGGCAGUCAGAUUUCCUCUCCAGAAGGCUUGGCUGUUGAUUGGAUCCACGGCAACAUCUACUGGACCGACAGUUUCUUUCAAAGCAUUUCUGUGGCAACAAAGGACGGAUCCAAGCGCAGGACUCUUAUCAACAAAGGCUUGAAUAAACCACACGCUAUUGUUGUAGAUCCAGAGAACAACUUCAUGUACUGGACUGACAAGGGAGAGCCAGCCAGGAUAGAAAAGAGUGGUUUGAACGGGGCAGAUCGGACACCUCUGGUCACUGACAACAUUGCCUGGCCCAGUGGCAUCACGCUAGACUUGAUGAAUCAGCGUCUGUACUGGCUGGACUCUAAACUGCACAUGCUUUCCAGCAUUGGUGUGGACGGUGGUUUGCGUCAUACACUCAUCGUUGACGAGUGGCAGCUGGCCCGUCCGUUCUCCCUGGCUGUUUUUGAGGAGAAAGUGUUUUGGACGGACGCAUCCAGCGGCAGUAUACUGAGCGCAAAUCGUCUGACAGGAAAGAAUGUUAUGAAAGUAGUGGAGCACCUACAGUCUCCCAAAGACAUCGUGCUGUACCACAACCUCAAGCAGCCCAACGGUACAAACUGGUGUGAAGAAGGGAAUAAUGUGAAUGGAGGCUGUGAGUAUUUGUGCCUCCCAGCUCCACAAGUGAAUGAACACUCCCCAAAAUACACUUGCACCUGUCCCGAUCACAUGGUCCUUGGCCCUGACAUGAGGAAGUGUGUGGAAGCUGUACAGCCAGGACCAACUAUACCAGUGGUUGGACCUCCAGCUGGUACUACACCAAAACAACCGGCCAUACAAAGCACCACCACAAGCACCACAACCACUAUCAAACAAACACCAAAAACUACAGCCUCCACGAGUUCCUUAGGCGCUGUUGGGUCUCGAAAGAAUAACGCAGAAACCAAGGCUGAAACCAAUGCUCAGGAAGGUUCAAAUGAUGUGUACGUUGCAGUCACCAGUCCGUCUGAACACUCCGUCGCUCUCUACAUCAUUGUGCCUUUGGUGGUGCUGUGCCUGAGCGCAUUUGGCGGUGUGUUCCUGUGGCGUCACUGGAGGCUGAAGAACACUAACACCAUCCACUUUGAUAACCCUGUGUACCAGAAAACUACAGAGGACCAGGUGCACAUCUGCAGAAGUCAAAGCCAAGAUGGCUACGUCUACCCACCACAUCAGAUGUUGUGUUUGGACGAUGAGGAGGACAUCGCAUGAUUGUGCUCUCAGUAAAAAACAAACAGUCCCACAGGAGAUCGAAUUUAAAAUACAAGAGAGACUCAAAGCACUGUGGAUGCUGCUUACAUGCUUUGAGUUAUUUUAUUUAUUUUUCUAAAUUGCACAAACCUGAAUGUGAAGGGAAAAUCCACAGAAUGGCGCAUUCGCAUCCUUCUUCUCGAAUAAAGGACGCACGAGAACUUCAUCACCACGAUAUAAAAAAGCCACUAAAUGUCAAAAACGUUGAAGUCCUGGGGGAAGUUAUUGUCAUCAGAUUUUUAUGUUGUUAGAAAACACAUGCUUUUACCAUUAGAUGCACAGUUAGAUUAAACCAGUUAGAAUCUAAACUAAUAUGAAGAACUCAGCACCAUUCUCACCUUGAAAGGAGAUUGUAUAUUUAAUUAAAACUUUUUUGUUUUAUUUUCAUACAUUAUAAGAAGGAGAAUGCCCUUAAUUAUGGAGAAGCCUCGCUCUGACCGCAUCUACCGCAUUUUAAUGGACGUAUAUUAAAGGAAUACUUUAGUACUAUAGUGAUGUUAUCCCUUUUCAUUAAAUUUUCCACGAUGUUUGAUUACCAUGCACAAAAAGAGAACAGAAAUCCUGUUUACAUGACCUGUAAUGGAACUCUCAUUAUGGUCUUAUUAUGGAGGUGGAAAUGCAAUUACAGUAUGUAAAAAAUUUAAAAAAAAAAAACAGUAAAAAGUAAAGGUAUUUGGCAGACCUUCAAGAUUUUAUUUAAAAAAGGAAGAAAAAGGUUGAAAUUCUUGCCUAUGGUAAUCACACGUUCUCUUAAGACACUAUGGAUAAAAUUAUAGGAAUAGUUUUAAUAAAGCUGGAGUAUUCCUUUAAUAGAGUGCGUGAACAUUGCACAAUUUAAAUGCCUGUAGUUGUCAGGUGUUUAAAAUUAGUAAUGAAUAUGUUUUGUAUUAUAGCCAAUACAGGCUUUACACUAUUAGACAUUGACUUGUUAAUAACAUUCAGUUAUUUUUCGCUGUGUGAAGGUUUACCUUUGCCUUGCACUAGUUUUUUUUUCUCCAGUUCACAUUAACUUUCUGAAUGAUGAACUGCAGUACGAAGUUAUAUUGCACUGGUAUAGACAUUAAAAUAGAGAGAAUUGAAGCAUCCUGAGCCAUGUCAGCUUUUUAUAUGACGAUCAUGACACUACCGUGACUUGUUAGGCAAGACAAGUCACCUUUCCAAAGAACUAUUCAGGGACACAAAAAAAAAAGAAGAAAAAAUAGACAGGUUUGUGAUGCUGGCGUUUUGUACUUGAAGAUAACAGUUUGUUACCUCUUGUUGAAGAAUGCAGGUGAAACAGAAGCUUUAUUAUAUUUGCUGUGAACGAUCGUCAACAUGUUAGCUCUCGUGCUUUCGGAGUUCUCUGUCUGUAUAUGAUGCCUUUUGUAGAUUACUAGGAUACGUGGCUUAUCUGUUUGUUCUCGUUUGAAACAUGCCUUAUGAUGAGAAAAUUGUGUUGCCUUAAUCCUCAGGUUUGGGAACAUUUACAGAAAAACUGGCCAGAGUAAUACAACCUGAUGGCUGUAGUAUAUGUAAAAUGUAAAACCUUUAUUUCUUUUGGGAGAGUAACUUUAAAAUGAUAUUUAAGACAUCAAAUCAUGUAUAUUGACUACGCUGCUGUUUUGUUUUUGUACACUCCGUGAAUUGUGCGGGAAUUUAUUUUGAGAGAGGUAGCAGUUGUUACAGUAGAUGAAGUCAUAACCUAAAGUAAAUGUAAAAUGUGUACAUAAUGCCUGUGUAUAUAUAUUUUCUGUCUCUUUUUUUUUUUAAGUUUGUAUAUUUUAAACCACAGAUUUUGUAAAUAUGAGAAAAGUACUUUAUUUAUUGUAAGAAAUCUAUAUAACGUCAUUUUAUUUUCUCAUGUCAUGAGCUACAAGGCUGUUCUUGUAAGAAAAAUACUGGUCAGGCUUUUUUUUUGUUUCUGAUACAUCCUCAGAAAAAAGGGUACUGAACUCAAGAGUAUCACUCCAGUUACAAAGAAUGGUACAGUACCUUUUUCUGUAACUACUGAAAAAAUUGCACUGUUAUAAAUGGAUUACAUGCAGCAUAUCUUUAUUAAUUUCAGUUUAGGCUUAUAACGGUAUGACCUGCUGGUUUUUAAAUAAUGCAAAUGGCUUUACAUUUAUUGUAUAGAACUUAUAAUUUUGUUGAGAUAUUACACUAGAAAUCAGUGGACGGUUCUUGUGUAGCCUUUACCUAGGUACUGUAAAGGUACAGUAUAAAUACAGUACAGGUACUAUAAAAGGUAGACUUUUACAGUACUACAGUUACUUACAUGACACAUGUUUAGAAUUGUGUAAGAUGUGCUACCAUAAUCCAUCUGUAACAACACAGACAUUGCUAUUGCAAUACCUAGUAAUUGCUUGUGUUUAAAUUUCAUGUUUUAUAUUUAUAGAAAUCAGCACCAAAAAUCCAACAAAAUCAAUGUACUAUACUUUAAAUAAGCCAUGUUAACAUUAGAAAUGUAAUAUUGUAUAAUGGCCAUCAAAAACCAUGUCUAUAAAACAAACAUGUCUGUAUAACAGUGAAGUUGUUUAUUACAAUGCUUGUGCCUUUUGAUAAUCUUACCAGGCCUUACUUAAGUGUACAUAGCUCGAGUACUUUUGAUUAAUUUGCUUUAAGAGAAAGAUCAGUCUGUAAUAGACUACGUGAUGAGAGUAUCCUGACACUUCAAAUGAAGGAAAUGUCACAAAAUAACAACUGAAUAUUGUUUAUUUUGUGUUAUUGCUAAAUAAAUGUUACCUUUAAACAUGA
Molecule: messenger RNA, 5556 nt
Organism: Clarias gariepinus (North African catfish)
Lineage: Eukaryota; Metazoa; Chordata; Actinopteri; Siluriformes; Clariidae
Gene: ldlrb
Product: low density lipoprotein receptor b
Exons: 18
Coding region: 163-2784 (873 amino acids)
Molecular function (GO): calcium ion binding; protein binding
Source: RefSeq, a predicted model, not a curated record